AAAAAAUUAAAAUAAAAAGUAAUCAUAUUAAUUAUAACGAUAAUGAAAGGAUAAAUGGAAAACUACCAUAUAUGUAUAUAAACAAUAAGUAACUUAAUACAAGUUUCUCUAAAUAAUUAUGUUUGUUUUGUUUUGCCUUUAAAUUGAUUUGCCCUUACGGUACGACAACCUCUACGUCAUCUACCACGUGGUCUUCUUUCACGUGGUCAAACCCGGAAGUACGCUGCACAGAGUCUGCUCCAUAUGUCAACAUUGUCCUUAAAAGUUGUAGCUGAAGCGGACUUAACGUGUCUUUUGUGAUAAUACAUACGUUAUAGUUUUUGUAGCCGCGGCCGGUUCCCCUCUGUGUUCGCCAGCAGCGAUGUCUCAGGAGGUUUGCCGUUUGAAAGCACAGCUCGAGGAGCAAGAGAAGGAGAUCGCUGCCCUGAAGAAUAAACUGUCUCAACGGGAAAAGAGCCGUACCUCAGCGCCGGAGCUGCGUGACAAAGUGACACCCCUAACCCCGCUGAAAGGCAAACCAUCCCUCAGCAAUGAGGACAUCAUGCGCUACAGCAGACAGCUCCUUCUGCCCGAGCUGGGUGUAAAAGGUCAGCUCAACUUAUCCAAGACAUCAGUGCUGAUCGUUGGCUGUGGAGGACUCGGCUGCCCACUGGCACUGUACCUCGCAGCAGCAGGCAUCGGGCGUCUCGGUCUGCUGGAUUACGACGAGGUGGAGCUCAGUAACCUUCAUAGACAGGUGCUGCAUGGGGAGGAGAACCAGGGCCAGGCCAAGGCUUUGUCCGCUGCUAAUGCUGUUGGAAGGUUGAACUCCACCGUCGAGUGUAUCCCCUACCACCUGCAGCUAUCGCCUGAGAACGCCUUGCAACUCAUUCAACAAUAUGACAUAGUGGCCGAUUGUUCAGACAACGUCCCCACUCGAUAUCUGGUGAACGACGCCUGUGUCCUCAGCGGCAGGCCUCUGGUGUCAGCAGGUGCCCUGAGAAUGGAGGGACAGUUGACAGUAUACAACUACCGUGGAGGCCCUUGCUACCGAUGUCUGUACCCAGUACCCCCGCCCCCAGAGACCGUGACCAACUGUUCUGACGGAGGGGUUUUAGGAGUGGUUCCAGGGAUAAUGGGCUGCCUGCAAGCUUUGGAAGUCGUCAAGAUCGCCUCUGGACAAGGCUCUUGCUGUGGCCAGCAGCUUCUCAUGUUUGACGCUCAAGACGCCAGAUUCAGGUCCAUCAAGCUGCGGCCCAAGCAGGCCGACUGUGCAGUGUGUGGAAAAACCCCCAGCGUGACCAAGCUGGUGGACUACGAGAGCUUCUGUGGGUCCGCUGCCACAGAUAAGUGCCGCAAACUCAACCUCCUCUCCGGGGAUCAGAGGAUCACAGUGCAGGAUUAUCAAGCCAUAUUGGACAAAGCUGAGCCCCAUCUUUUGUUGGACGUGCGCCCUCUUGUGGAGGUGGAUAUAUGCCAAUUACCCUUCUCUCUCAACAUCCCACUCUCGAGUUUAGAGGAGAGGAAGAGUGAACACGUACAGUUAUUUCAGGAGAGACUCGGCCAGUUGAAGCAGCAGCUGGCAGGUGACCGCCGGCCUCCAGUGUACGUGAUCUGUAAGCUGGGUAACGACUCUCAGAAGGCGGUGCAGGUCCUUGAGCAGAUGAGCGGAUCAGAAGUGGACACUAUCACAGUGAAAGACGUCCGAGGGGGACUGACAGCCUGGGCAAAAAGAGUAGACCCCACAUUUCCACAGUAUUAAUUUAUUAAAAAGCUUAUCUUUAAAAAAAAA
Scophthalmus maximus (turbot) is the source of this 1771-nucleotide messenger RNA. RefSeq names its product molybdenum cofactor synthesis 3 (gene mocs3). Gene Ontology annotation, molecular function: URM1 activating enzyme activity; thiosulfate-cyanide sulfurtransferase activity; adenylyltransferase activity. The record is from RefSeq and is a predicted model, not a curated record. NCBI's taxonomy places the organism in Eukaryota, Metazoa, Chordata, Actinopteri, Pleuronectiformes, Scophthalmidae. Gene Ontology annotation, cellular component: cytosol; cytoplasm. Gene Ontology annotation, biological process: protein urmylation; tRNA wobble position uridine thiolation. Bases 362 to 1741 code for a protein of 459 amino acids. The transcript is spliced from 13 exons.